Messenger RNA from Phalacrocorax carbo (great cormorant), 4735 nucleotides. Lineage: Eukaryota; Metazoa; Chordata; Aves; Suliformes; Phalacrocoracidae. The record is from RefSeq and is a predicted model, not a curated record.
GGGGCAUGCGCAGUACCGGUUCUGGCCCUGGCGAGGGGGACGCCACAUUGGAACGGCGAGGGGAGCGCUCCGGGCAGCGCCGGGCCGGGUACAGUGUGCGCCGCCUCCGCUCCUCCUGAGCCGCGCUCGCCUCGCCUCGCCCGGCUCUGCCCCCCGCCUCCGGCUGGCCGUCCUCCCUCCCUCCCUCCUCCCCGCCACACAUGCCGCUGCUCCCGGCCCGCGUCUAGCGCCGCUGCCGGGCCCGGCGCGCUGAGACGAGGGGGCGGGCGGCGAGCGGGCGGUGAGCGGGCGGCGGCGCGGCGCGGCGCUCUGGCCGGGCCGUGAGGGUCGGAGGCGGGCGGGCGUGGAUGGAUCCCCGCGUGGCCUGGAUCCAGCCCGAGCAGAAAGGCCCCGCGAAUGCGCUGUGGAUGCAGAUCUGGGAGACCUCGCAGGGCGUGGGGGGCCGGGGCGGCGCCAGCUUCCCGCACUACCUCUGCCUUAACUCCCCGGCGCUGGACUCCGCCGCCGCCGCCUCCCCGCCCCGCGGCCACAACUGCCUGCGGCUCGGGGCGCCCGGCGGCGGCGCCUGCUGCUCCUCCUCCUCGCCGCCUUCGCCUUCGCCUUCCCCUCCGGCACUGCUGACCGGACUGGUUCCCGCUGCCGCCGGCCCCGCAGCGGUGAACGGCAGCGGCGGCGGCGAGGGAGGGCGGCGGCUGCAGAAGUCGCCCUCUGUGUCUUCCUCGUCCUCCUGCUCGUCGGUGGAGUCCGGCACCGAGAGCCCCGGCUUCUCCUCCUCGGGAUCGUGCAGCGGCGGCGGAGGCGGCGGCUCCUCCUCUUCCUCCUGCGGCCCCCGGGCGGCGGCGGUGGCUCCUCCCGGGCUGCUGGGCAGCGGGGCCGGACCCGGGGAGUUUUUUAACUUCCACGAGAACAAAGUGAACGGUGUGAACGGGCACCAUCAGCCCCCCCACCUGGCGCGCAGCCCCCACCCGCCGCCGCCGGCGUCUCCCCAGCAGCACCAGUACCAUCCGGGCCGCAGGAAACGAGAGAAUAAAGCCAGCACCUAUGGGAUGAAUUACCUGCUCUCCGGCAGCCGAGGUGUCGCCGUCAACAACUCCCCCCACCAGCAGCGGCAGCCGCCUCAGCCAGCACUGCAGAGCCCUGGCACACCCUGGAAGACCAGGAAAUACAGCCCGGGCGUGCAGGGACUACAUGAAGAAAUAAUUGACUUCUAUGACUUCAUGUCCCCUCGUCCUGAAGAAGCAGCUAUGAGAAGAGAAGUAGUGAAAAGAAUAGAAACGGUCAUCAAAGAUCUUUGGCCUACAGCUGAUGUCCAGAUAUUUGGCAGCUUUAGUACAGGGCUUUAUCUUCCAACUAGUGAUAUUGAUCUAGUUGUUUUUGGGAAAUGGGAACGGCCCCCUUUACAGCUGCUGGAGCAAGCACUAAGAAAACACAAUGUGGCUGAGCCAUAUUCCAUUAAAGUACUUGAUAAAGCUACGGUACCAAUAAUAAAACUUACUGACCAGGAGACAGAAGUGAAAGUUGACAUCAGUUUUAAUGUAGAAACUGGUGUGAAGGCAGCUCGAUUUAUCAAGGAAUACAUGAAGAAAUAUUCUUUGCUGCCUUACUUGAUUUUAGUAUUAAAACAGUUCCUCCUUCAGAGGGACUUGAAUGAAGUUUUUACUGGUGGAAUUAGCUCUUACAGCCUAAUUUUAAUGGCAAUUAGUUUCCUGCAGCUGCAUCCAAGAAUUGAUGCCAGAAGAGCUGAUGAAAACCUUGGAAUGCUUCUGAUAGAAUUUUUUGAACUCUAUGGAAGGAAUUUUAACUACUUGAAAACUGGUAUUAGAAUAAAAAAUGGAGGUGCCUAUAUUGCCAAAGAAGAAAUCAUGAAAGUCAUGACUAAUGGAUACAGACCAUCCAUGCUAUGUAUUGAAGAUCCUCUCCUGCCUGGAAACGACGUUGGCAGAAGUUCUUACGGUGCCAUGCAAGUGAAACAAGUUUUUGAUUAUGCCUACAUUGUUCUUAGCCAUGCAGUAUCACCACUUGCAAGAUCAUACCCAAAUAGAGAUUCUGAGAGCACGUUAGGUAGAAUCAUCAAAGUGACCCAAGAAGUGAUUGACUACAGGGCCUGGAUUAAAAAGAAGUGGGGGAGCAAAAUUAAUUUAUCACCUGAACUUGAUAAUAGGUUGAAAAUAAGAGACCAGAUAGCUCCGUGCAAUGGAGAACAGCAACAGAACAGAGACUCUGAACCAUCUUACAACCAACGCUUGGCUUUGUCAUUGGCUAGUACACAACAGUUAUCCUCUGGCUCAUCUGCCUCUUCUGUAUCAUCACUCUCCGGCAGUGACAUUGAUUCUGAUACACCACCUUGCACAGCUCCUAAUGUUUACCAGUUCAAUCUGCAAGCACCGACUCAGCUUAUGGCCAGUUUACCACCCGCAUUGCCUAUGCCAAGUGGUAAACCCCAAUCCACGCCUACGAGAACCUUGAUAAUGGCCGCCAGUAAUCAGCAGCACAGUGGAAUGAAGUUUUCCAUGAAAGGAACUCAUAACCAAGGCAACAGCUACAGCCCUGUCAGCAGUGGAGGCAUGAGGCAACCAGUUGGUAACCGAGGACACCACCAGUACAAUCGUAAUAUAUGGAGAAGAAAAAAACACAGAGACAGUUUGCCUAUUAGUCUGAGCAGAUAAUGGCAGAUGCCAAAAUGACCUUCCCUGUUCAGACAAACUGAGUGAGUGCCACUCGACUUGAGGGAUGGAGACCAGCGUCCAGCACAUCGUUUUAUUGGUGUUGCCAAAUAUCUGCAGCUGACUUCUUUGCAUGUUUCUUUGUGUGGUGGUUCAGUCCAUCUUCAAGAAGUAGUUGUGCUUAUCUGUGAAGCCUUAUUAAAUGUGGAAGUUUGUUUUCUGCCUUCCCACAAUGGUUCAUACAGUGCCGAAGCAGCUCUGACAAUAGAACUGCAAGGACAUUCACAAACGCUGUGGCUUUUUUUGCUGUGGCUACAUCUGUUCCUUUGUGGGUUCUGUUUUCUUUUAUUUUAGAAGUGAAGGAAACUUCAGCCCCUUGGAAUUUUUUUCUUUGCAGCAGAUCAAGCUGGGAAUUCAUAAAAGUAAAUUUGCUGCUCUUCCUGUUUUUGUUUCAAAGUUCAGAAUUUCUUGCUCUGUAAAUAUUGGAGGUAUAAUUUGUGCAAUAACUUGGAAUUUUUAAUUUAAUUUCAUAUUGUCACAUAAAUUAUAUUUAAGGGGAAGAGGUUUUUUAAUUUACAGAUCCUUUCCCAGGUUGCAUUAUCUAAGUUGGGUUCAUAGUUUUGGCAGGUUGUCUGAGCAGUGUUACAAACAUGACAUUUGGUAAUAUUUGAGGCUUCUUGAUUCACAAUGAAAGUGCGAUUUGGCUUACCGUUUUAAGAAGGUAUUAAGCUCCAAAGCAUUUUGACCCUGUGUUUUUUAGCUCAUUGUCUGGCCUCUAUCAGUCGUCUUGCUCUGACCAAUGAAUUUUAAUUUUAUUCCUUUAAUUAGACAACAAAUCCAGCAUUGUAGUAUCAGAAGUAAAACUUUAGAAGGGGAGGGGGAAAAAGGUUGGUUCAAGUCCUGAUGUGAAAUUAAAAAGCUGUGAACUACAGGCUUUGAUGCAUUUUAGUAACGUAACCUGUUAAUGUUUGGGUUCAAACAACAUUAUUAAACAGAGGUACCCGGCUUAAGGAAUGUGGAGAAAGGAAAUAUGUUGAUUCCAUUAAGGAAUCUGUAUAGCAGUAUGCAUUAGUUCUGUUAAGAGCAAAUAUAUAAAAAGUACUUCAGCUGCUCUAAGCAUUACAAGAAGUAUCUUUUAAUGUAUUGCAGGAGAGCACAGCCCAGUGUUGUACACAGUAUGAGUGGCUGGCACUUAAUUUACAGAUGCAUACAGGUAUACUAUGCAAGUGUGUAUUGCCAUGACAAACACUGUCUUUAACUUUUUGAAAAAUGUACAUCCUGCCUAACCCUGAGUUUUUAAAGCACCACAGUUGUCCUGGGAGUAGGUCACAUCUCAUGCCCUCUGACUUCCCGUGUUUUUUUUAACGAGAGUUCUUAAGCUAUAUGGAAAACUACAGAUCAGUUCUCUAAAUCCACUAGCAGAGAAAGCUGAAGAAUCCUGUUAACAGGACAUCUAUACUGUGUACAGAUAUAGAAGGUUUUAAAACUGGUAUCUGAAUAUUAAAUGAGGUGUCAAGCAUGAAGCUUUUUAAUAUGCUGUAUGCCUUCGAAGCAGAAGUAGUUCAUGUUAUUACUGAAUCUGUCAAACACAAACAGGUCCUUGGGGGAGAGAGGGCAACAUUCCAAAGUAGAGUAGUGCAUAUCUGUUUGCAAAAAGUUUGUCUUAAUGCUCCAGACUCAUCACAAUUUAAAAAAAAAGGAAAAACUUUUAAAAAUUGUGAGCUGAUUCAUAAAUAAUAUCUAAGGGCUGUUACAUGAGCCUGUACUGCUUAGUCUUCACACACUAGCAAUAUUGAGCAUAACUACAUUAAAGAGCCUUCAAAGGCUUUAGUUGGUGUCUUAUACUAGUGUCCAUUUUAAAGCAAAACUCAUUUGAAAAGUGGUAUCAUGUAACACUUCGGUCAUGGUGAACCAAAUAAAUUGGCCUGGCUAUCACUGUGGUUAUGUGCUACAGGUUUCAAAAAAUCAUGUUUAAAUUUUUUGUGUGGACAACUAUGUGGAAGCUAAAAUUGACAUAUUUUUAUGUAAAGUUUUCUAUUCUUUGAUUUUUAAUAAACUUUGGAGACCAGUCA